Molecule: messenger RNA, 3234 nt
Organism: Liolophura sinensis
Lineage: Eukaryota; Metazoa; Mollusca; Polyplacophora; Chitonida; Chitonidae
Product: adenylosuccinate synthetase isozyme 1 B-like
Exons: 13
Coding region: 1-1341 (446 amino acids)
Biological process (GO): 'de novo' AMP biosynthetic process; IMP metabolic process
Cellular component (GO): cytoplasm
Molecular function (GO): adenylosuccinate synthase activity; GTP binding
Source: RefSeq, a predicted model, not a curated record
AUGGCAGACACGAAAGGUCAGGCAAACGGAAUUGCUCCGGCCAAAAGGGCUCGGACAACUAUCCAGCGGCCGGUCACUGUCGUUCUGGGUGCUCAAUGGGGAGACGAAGGAAAGGGCAAAGUAGUGGACAUGUUGGCAACAACAGCUGAUGUGGUCUGUCGUUGUCAGGGAGGUAACAAUGCUGGACACACGGUGGUUGUUGGAGAAAAGGCCUAUGACUUUCACAUGCUACCCAGUGGUAUAAUUCAGCCAGAGUGUAUCUCUGUUUUAGGCAAUGGGGUGGUCAUUCAUUUACCUGAUUUGUUCCGUGAAAUUGAAAAAAAUGAAGCAAAAGGCCUUGAUGAUUGGAAAAAUAGAUUGAUCAUCUCCAACAGAGCUCAUCUUGUCUUUGACAUGCAUCAAGCUGUUGAUGGGAUGCAGGAGCGGAAACGAGGCAAAGACAGUAUCGGGACAACAAAGAAAGGCAUCGGCCCUGCAUAUUCAUCAAAGGCCACUCGAAAUGGUAUCCGUAUCUCUGAUCUCAUGGCUGACUUUGACUUCUUCGCUGAGAGGUUUCGCAAUUUGGUAGCCCAGUAUGAGCUACAACAUGAGGAUUUAGAAAUUGAUGUGGAUGCAGAAUUAAAGAAAUACAAGGAAUUUGCCAAGAGAAUUGAACCCCUGGUAAAGGAUACAGUAACAUUCAUGAGCUCUGCCAUUAAUGAAGGAAAAAACAUUCUUAUUGAAGGAGCAAAUGCCACAAUGCUGGACAUUGACUUUGGGACCUACCCAUAUGUGACCUCGUCUAACUGCACAGUGGGAGCUGUGUGUACGGGGCUAGGCCUCCCCCCUCAGGCUAUAGGAAAUGUAUAUGGGGUAGUAAAAGCCUACACAACCAGGGUGGGGGAUGGGGCAUUCCCAACAGAACUAAAAGGGGUAGGAACUGGGGAAAAACUGCAGAUGAUUGGUCAUGAGGUUGGAGUGACUACAGGUAGACGUCGUCGCUGUGGUUGGUUGGACUCCAUCAUGCUGAGAUACUCGAAUAUGAUUAAUGGCUUCAGUGCGAUAGCCUUGACAAAACUGGAUAUCCUUGACACAUUUGAAGAGGUGAAGAUAGGAGUUGCGUACAGGAUAGAUGGAGAAAUAAUAGACAGUUUCCCAGCUCAUGACAAAAUAUUAAGCAAGGUGGAAGUGGAUUACAUCACUUUACCUGGCUGGAAAACAGCGAUAGGUGAUGUACGACAGUUUGAGGACCUACCUGUCAAUGCUAAGAAUUAUGUAUUGAAGAUAGAGGAAUUGCUGGAUGUGCCAGUGAAAUGGGUAGGAGUUGGCCAGUCCCGAGCUUCAAUGAUUGUUAGAUUUUAAACUGACUGUGUUUUUAAACAAGGUUAUCUGCUGGCACAUCUUGCACAUGGAUCACUUGUGUCAGCAGAUAUCCAAGAUACUUUCUGGAUAACAUUCACACUUAAUCUUUGGAUGUCCACUGUGAUUCUGGGAUACAGAUGUGAUCUGUGCUUGCCUGUGUGUGAUUCUGCUGCUGAAGUAAACAUUGAAUGUUAUGAUGAUGAUUGACCCAAAUCAACUGCUGGGAAAUGGUCAGUUGUUACAAUAUAGAGAUGGGAAGAAAAAAGUUGUGGUACAGAGUAUUUUGCGCAACAUGGCUACUAUUCCAUUUUUGGAAGGUGAUAAAAUAUUUUUCAUAUCUGGUAAUGGUCAGUGAUCUUAUGUUUUUAAAUAAAAGAGGGUGAAUUUUUAUUGGAUCCAUAUUUUGUCUUAUCCCUAACUUUAAUGUUUGGUGUAUGUGAGGUGGCAUUUUAAAAGGGUAGUGAGAUUACCAGUGCCAUUAAAUUUGUUAUGUUUGAACCGUUUUGUUUGGUGGGAUGGAAGGAAGGAAAGACUGUCCAGUUACUUGGUGUGUAGACCAGAAAGACUUAGGACAUUAUCAAACUGGUGGUUUAUAUUUUUCCAAUCAUGGAUAAAGACAGAGACAAUUUUUAUAAUUAUGUGAAUUCAGAGUCAGUUCUGAAAGAUUGUAGGGGAGUUAUGCUUUUGAUGAGUACCUAAAUAAUUGAAGUACAUGUGAACUUAUUUUUUUGCCGUUAGUAGUGUGAAAUGUGCAUUUCUUGCCAUAUAUGUAGCUUGUCCCAGAGACCCUGGCAGAACGUUAUACAGAUGACAGAAGUUCACGGAAAAUAGGUUUUAGAAGUUAGACUGAAAUACAUGUAGCAAGAAAAAAAAAGACCACUUUCACAACUCUUCAUGAAUUCUCUUCUUUGAGCUGUUAAAAUUUUUUGAAGUUACACCGCUAUGUGAUUUACAGAAACAUUUGUAUUUACAAAGUUUUGUGAAAGGGAGUCCACAGAAAUAGGGUUAUCAUUUUUCAAUUUUUGAAAUUUACCCAAUUUUGUUUGCUUUAAUAACAAAGUGAUGUUUUCUAGCAUGUUUUAUAUACUAGCUCUUUAAUGCAGUCUCUGUUAUCUUUCUGUUCUAUCAUUUGCAAGUUUUUGGGUAUACGCUGUAAAACAUGUACGUCAAGUGGGAGAUAUUCAGUGUAUGAUGGAAGUAAGAGAGAUGCCCCUGGGCUGGGAUGAACACCUGUUGCUGAAAUACAGCUCAAAUUCUGCUGACAUGAACAAGAAAACACUUGUACGCCAGAUUAUCCCUCUGAUCUAAGUCUAAUGAAAAUAAUGAAAAAUGUUUGAAUCAGAUCUGUUAUAUAUUUGUGUAAAACACUUGUGUACUAAAUGGAUUGUCCUGGGAAUGGCUGCCAGUUGAUCAGGAAAUACUGGAGAUCUGUUGAUACGAUUGGCAGUGUACAACUUACACUAAAUACACAUCACACGUACACAUGUUUACUUACAGUGUGUAUUGUGUGUUCCACUCAGGGGUUCAUUUAUGGAUAUAGUAAUACAACACAACAGGAUGAGAGACCUACAUGCAUUUAUGUUGAAACUAUCAUAUGCCAGGCUAAAUGUUGGCUUCAUGAAAAAAUUGUGAAAUACCACUGCUUGUCUGCUGCCACCCAUGCAGUGGAGAACAUUAUUAGUGGGCCAUUGUGGCACAAAAUAACUGGUCAGAUAAUAUCUUAACUGCCAUAACUUUUGUUAUGUGGAUUUUUAACAAUUGAGGUGUUUAAUGAAAUAUUUGUGAAGAAAAGAAAGUCAAUAAAGUAGGCCUCAGAACUCUGUUGUCUCCUUAUAUACAUGUACCAUGUGUAUGUGAACAAAGUUUUAUCAAUAAAAGAUCUUCAGAACUGGU